Messenger RNA from Branchiostoma floridae (Florida lancelet), 2993 nucleotides. RefSeq names its product protein odr-4 homolog. NCBI's taxonomy places the organism in Eukaryota, Metazoa, Chordata, Leptocardii, Amphioxiformes, Branchiostomatidae. Gene Ontology annotation, cellular component: endomembrane system. The transcript has 13 exons. Bases 88 to 1530 code for a protein of 480 amino acids. The record is from RefSeq and is a predicted model, not a curated record. Gene Ontology annotation, biological process: intracellular protein localization.
CACUGACCUACGACCUAUUGCAUGGCUUACUGUGAGUGAAGAAGUAGAGCUGUCCACAAGACGUCUUGAACUUGAAGCGUUCUAGAGAUGGGUAGGACGGUGAUAGCCGAAGAUCUGUUACAGGACAGAAUACAGGAGAUUCUGAAGACUUCUGGCAAAGGAAUAACAACUGGACUUCUUGUGGGGCAGCCCCAUGGACAGAAGCGUGAGGACUAUGUGGUGCAUCUCAUCAGGACUCCUCAGAUCGAGGAGGACUCACAACAGGCUGGCAAGAAAAAGAAGAAGGGAUCCACAAAACCAGAGGGUCUAGACUCUCAGUGGAUAGCAGAACAUGCAAAACAGGUGCAGAGAAUGCUCCCUGGGGGAUUGAACAUCCUGGGUAUCUUUGUUGUGUUGCCUUCAGAAGAGAGCAGGAGUAUCCAGUCCCAACUGGUCCAGGUCCUGUACACAGUCCACAAGACUCUCCUGAAGACUCCCUGGCAGAAGGCUGUGAGAACAGGGGGUGAAGAGGAGGAGGAACAGCACAGAAUAGUGCUACAGAUAUGUAGUGUCACCAAGAAAUUUACUACAAAGACAUUCAACGUUGUAGAUCCAAGGGACAGCGGUACUGUGGCAGAGUGGAAGUUCCAGUCGUUUGUGAGCCAGUGGCCUCUGCUGCACACUGCUGUAACUGUCAACAUCAACAUUCCUGUACUGAGGGGGGAGGCAACAAAGACUCUACACCAGCAGUUAGAUACUUCCAUCGGUCCAUUCUGUGAGUGCAUUAUGCAGGGUUUGUGCACCUUCAAUGGUGUUCUAAGGAAGGGAGACCAACCUCUACAGGCGCAGGAACCACCACAGGGCAAGAAGGGCCAUGGUAAAGGAAAGGGAAGACACAAGGAGUCUAAGACAUCCCACCAGCCCACCAGUGAUGGUCCUGAGAUGUUCUGUGUACAGAUUCUCUCUAAGGCAACAAAUAACAAGUCCAAGGAGGCCAUGGUGACAGAAUGUGGAGGGACUGUGUUCAUUCGGGGACUUAUACAAGCUAGAGCGUAUGUGCAUAGCAAAGCAACUGUCGCACAGGCAUCACAGGCAAUAAGAGAGGAUGUAGUGAGAAGCCUGACUGCCAGGUGUGAGCUACUUGCUGAGGAUGUGUUGGAAGUUAAGGACUUUACAGCAGAUCGAGAGGAGAUGGACAUCACCCCUCGGCGUGUGUUUGGGCAGCUGUAUGACACGCACCUGUCCGUGUGUGACUACAUGUUUGAGGAUGAGGGUGUGGAGGACUGUAUAGCCAGGUGUCAGGAGCUGCUGGAUAUCUCCCUGGCUCCGGAUGAUGUGGAGAAUGAUGCUGAGAGACUACCAGAACCAGAAGAGUUAGAGAAGCCCCUGUGUGACAUGCUGGGAGAGGAGGAGGAGGAGGAUACAGAUGGGGAGGAGGUGGUUAAUGCUCAGGCAUCAUGGGAAAAGUGGAAGAAGAGUUAUAUUGGUACAAUGAUUGGGGCAGGCAUAGCUGUGGUCGUCUCUGGCUUCUUUAUGUACCUAGAAUACUGAACUGUUUCACCAGCUUAUACUAGGGCUGGAUAAAUAUUUUACCAUAAUGACAUACAUUAUAACAAAAGGAUUUGUUGUUUAUUUGUCUACGGAGUGUAAUCUGAUGGGACCAUAACAGAUGAUAAUGUAGUGUUAUAUUUCAGUUUCAAAAUUAAUUAAGUUUAUUUGUUAGUGAAGAAAUUCUAUUUUUUCUUGCCACAAUUGUGUCUUCUUUUAUUGGAUAAUUUGUUAAGAAAAUGUAUGAAUAUCAACAAUCUGAUAGGAAAAUUUAUCAAGAAACCUUAGGAAUUGUACUGUAUACUAAGGCUGUAAAUUUUGCUUAUUGUGAUGGGAAAAAAUCACCAUAUGUCAAAGAAAACUGAAUCGUUACUACAAAUGUAUGAAAAUGUACUUUCCUGAGCGUAAAGUGACUUAAUAAUGGUUUAAUAAAAUUAACUGCAUGGACUCCUAAACAAUGAGUGGGACGAAAAACAGACCGCCAUGCUCAGUAUACAAUAUUGUACAUACUGGUGGUCACAGUAUAAAAUACUGACAUGUACAAAGCCAUGUACAUUAAAAAUUAACCCAAUGAAAACCUUUUGUAAUAUGUGAAAUAUAACUCCAAGAUUCUCUAAAGUGAUUUGCGUAACGGCGACACUGGGUUUGAGUGUUAUCUUUAUUGACCCAAAAUGUGUUACAUGUUCUACAAUACUAGCCUGCAUGGGUACAACACUCAUGAUUUUAUACCUGCUUUCACUGACUCAUCACUCACUGACCAUCAUACUACAAAUGUAUGUGGACAGCGCUAUGUUCCUACAUCACCAUUAGUUUCAAACCCCUCCAUGUUCCCCAUGUGAUUCCGUUUAGCCUCCAUUGCAGAGCCAUUGCUCAAAGCAUGGCUGUUAAGGAGUUUCCUUGAGGAUUUGCUUCAAUGCAGGGCGAAACUCCUUCCACUGCAAUGUACCUUUCUAGGCAAACUCCCUUUCUUGGAAUGUAAGAACCUAAGCCAACUUUGAAAUUUGCCAACCAGAGCCACCCCUAUCCCCCAUAAAAUGAGAGCCAGCCUUGCACAAAGUCUGUGAAGGAGGCUAGCUUCUGUUAGGGCAAGGACUUCUAUAAAACGUCCUUGGUUAGGGUUAGGGUUAGUGAGUGUCAAACAUAGGAGUGUAACCGGGGCUGUCUCGAGUCUUAAACAUCUGCAUUCACAAGAUUUCUACUAUUUGUGUAUGAGAGGUAAACAUAAUGAUUGUAAAAUGCAUGUAACAUGGGUGCAGCUAUGUAACUAAAGACUCUAUUUUCUUUUCUGGGACUAUGAUGAACUUGAGGAAAUUAUGUGCCAAUUACUUCUACUUAAGGAAUGUAAAAUUUGUUGUCUUAGAUCUAGCUCACUCUGUAUCCAUGAUUACACAUUGAAUGCGCAAUUGCUGUAGCAACAUUAUAUGUUUCAUGCUCAAGAACAUGAAUACAAUGUACAUUGAGGUUAA